UUCAAUCAUUAGCCAUAUCGUCCGCUGGACCCGUUACCAUGCGUGCUCAACUGUGCAGGACAUUCUUGGCUCACAAGUACCUGUUAAGAACCUAUGCGUCUCGCUUCACUUUAAAUGAAGUGGUCAUCGCCAGCGCGGUGCGGACCCCGAUGGGCUCCUACAAAGGAAGCCUGGCGACGGUGCCCGCCACGAAACUGGGCUCCAUCGCAAUCCGAGCCGCCAUCGAACAGGCCGGCAUCCCUGCAGAGGAGGUUAAAGAGGUGUACAUGGGGAACGUGCUGCAGGCAGGUGAAGGGCAGGCUCCCACCAGACAGGCUCUGCUCGGAGCAGGUCUGCCCAUCUCCACUCCCGCCACCACGAUUAACAAGGUGUGCGCCUCCGGGAUGAAGUCAGUCAUGAUGGCAGCACAGAGUCUGAUGUGCGGCCACCAGGACGUGAUGGUGGCGGGGGGGAUGGAGAGCAUGUCCAACGUGCCCUAUGUCAUGGCCAGGGAGGCGCCCCCGUAUGGCGGGGUCAGGAUGGAAGAUCUCAUCGUGAAGGAUGGGCUCACAGACGUCUACAACAAGAUCCACAUGGGUAAUUGCGCCGAGAACACGGCAAAGAAGACCGGCGUCACGAGAGAGGAGCAGGACGCCUACGCCAUCGGCUCCUACACCCGCAGCAAGGCAGCCUGGGAAAACGGCAUCCUCGCCCGGGAGGUGGUGCCAGUGCAUGUGCCGCAGAGAGGUAAGCCUGAUAUCGUGGUGGCUGAGGACGAGGAGUGGAGGCGAGUCGAUUUCAGCAAGGUGCCGAAACUGAAGGCUGUGUUCCAGAAAGAGAAUGGCACAGUGACCGCGGCCAACGCCAGCACCCUGAACGACGGGGCCGCUGCCCUGGUUCUCAUGACUGCAGAUGCAGCCAAGAGACUGAAUGUCACUCCACUGGCAAAGAUCAUCGCGUUUGCUGAUGCAGCAGUGGAUCCCAUCGACUUCCCCAUCGCUCCUGCCAUGGCAGUGCCCAAGAUCCUCCAAGCCAGUGGUGUGAGCAAAGAGGACAUCGCCAUGUGGGAGAUUAAUGAGGCAUUCAGCGUAGUGGUUCUGGCCAACAUUAAGAUGCUGGACAUCGACCCCAGCAAGGUCAACAUCAACGGGGGAGCCGUGUCGCUCGGACACCCCAUUGGAAUGUCUGGGACAAGGAUUGUUGGUCACAUGGUGCAUAACCUCCAGCCUGGGCAGUAUGGUCUGGCAGGAAUCUGCAAUGGAGGGGGUGGAGCCUCUUCCAUCCUCAUUCAGAAAUGCUAGGGUGCUGAAUGCUACUACUUUCCUCCUGGGUGAGACUGUCAGUCAGUACAGGCCGGUGGAAACAUCCAGAAUACUGAGUCUGUGGUGUUCCACUGGGCCACUCUGCUCCGGCGCUCUCUGUCAGUAACUCACAAAGCUGGGGAGGGAAGCUUCACUGCUGCACUCCACACAGCCAAUGUUCAGGACAGAGUCACCCCACCCUCAUGCUGUAUCACUCCGAAGUGUCUCAUACUUAUUUGAUACCUCACUACCGACAGCCUUAUCUUUU
Molecule: messenger RNA, 1548 nt
Organism: Megalops cyprinoides (Indo-Pacific tarpon)
Lineage: Eukaryota; Metazoa; Chordata; Actinopteri; Elopiformes; Megalopidae
Product: acetyl-CoA acetyltransferase, mitochondrial-like
Exons: 12
Coding region: 39-1280 (413 amino acids)
Biological process (GO): fatty acid beta-oxidation
Molecular function (GO): acetyl-CoA C-acetyltransferase activity
Source: RefSeq, a predicted model, not a curated record